Amaranthus tricolor (Joseph's coat) is the source of this 951-nucleotide messenger RNA. RefSeq lists its product as uncharacterized. NCBI's taxonomy places the organism in Eukaryota, Viridiplantae, Streptophyta, Magnoliopsida, Caryophyllales, Amaranthaceae. The record is from RefSeq and is a predicted model, not a curated record. Bases 33 to 710 code for a protein of 225 amino acids. The transcript has 8 exons.
AUCUUGAAUUUUUGGUUGAAUUCUCAGGUGAGAUGUCGCCAAAGAGAUGUGCAACUGUGCCUAUUAAUUCUGCAAAGAAGGAAAAAACUUUGGAAUAUGGUAGUUCAAAUUUGGACAAUGAAUUCGAGUUUGAUGCAAUGGAAUAUCCUCAAUCUCCGGUUUGUCCUCCCUACGAGUAUCCCGAGGACGAGGAGGAUCACAUUGAAGGGCAUCGUCGUCAACCUCUUAGAGGUGCUCAAAGAUUAUUGGAGCACUACAACAAUGAAAAGGGUACCAACUAUGAGCUUGUAGAAGCGUUGACAAGUGGUGCCAUAAUGAAGCCUGAUGGUAUUGCGCUCCAUUGCAAUUUCACAGCUAAACCAGCCAAUCAGGAUUCCGAUUCUUCCAUUAAGCUCUUCUUUGGCGAGAUGCUCAUUGGUCCAAACGAUGUUCAUAUAGUCACUUAUUGUGAUAUAUUAAAUGGUAAAUCUCAUGGCUGCAAGGAGUGCGGAGAAAACGCCGACAUUAAGCAUCCCCCUGCUGAACUUUUAACGCGCAGUUAUGAUGAUGUUUCCGAUACUAUACCUGAGAUGUCGCCAAAGAGUGGUGGAGCUACGCCUAUGGAUUCAGUCAAGGAGAAAACUAGGAAAAAUGGAAAAUCAAUUUUGGACCAAGGCUACGAUACCAAUGAUUUGGGAUAUCCUCCAUCUCCGGUUUACACGCCCUAUUGACUGUAGGUAAAUUCAUGAGUCUGGACUUCUUUUGCGCAGCUACGCCAUACAGACUACAGAGUGGUGCGUGAUAUUUUAUAUUGCAUGGACUGAUGAUUUGACUAUAAUGUUUACAAACUCUGUGGAACAUGUUUGUAUUUUCUCAAGUGCUAUAUCAGAAUUGAGAAUACACUCCAAGUUAAUUGUUUAAAACAAAUGUGCAAAAUAUUUAUUAUUAUUAUUAUUAUUAUUAUUAUUAUUA